AUGGAAGAGGGGAACGAUAUAAAUUAUAUCAAUGUACCGUUCUACCAGCCCAAUAAAGGAACAUUGAAUACCUCAUUGACAAUCUUGGUUGAGAUUUUGUUCAACAGCCAAAGCCAGCCAUCCACCAAGCAACUUCGAGUCGUUUUCGGAAAUGUCGCAGUCGCUACAAAGGUUAAGCAAUUGGAUUAUAAGGAUUUAUACGAUUUGGGCUUGAAUCCUGCCAAUGUCAAUGGAAACUUAUGCGUCAUUGCACAAGCCCCGCCUUUGGAACACACACAGUGGCUAUCACAUAGGGUACCUUUGAUUCUACAGGCUUUGGAUAACUCAACUAUUACCGACUCGAUCGAAUUCGGCUACUUUGAUUACCUCUCUAACCCUUCAAAUUCGAAUUACAACUCUUUUAUCUCCCCUCCUCAGUUUCACGACGACAAUCCUCAGUCUUCUACCUCAUAUCAACCUUUCUCUCUCCCACAAUCACCUUACCAGCCUUCACCUCAACAUCCUGUUAAGAUCGAGCAGCCACUUAGCCCCACCCUUGCACAAACGAAAAGCCCUGCUCUCGCUCAGCCUACUCAGCCUAUUCCUCAAUCUAUUCAACAAUCUCAGUCAAUCCAACAGAUACGACAACCACCUCCACCAACAACUGCUCCCAUGCCUCCACCUGUAGCUCCUCCAAUACCUACGGGUGCAAUGCAAGAACCUCCAUUAGUUAGAACUUCCCAACUCCCUACUGGUCCCUCUGGUGAGAGUCUCAGCCCUGAAGCCAACAGAGCUACUCUGGUCUUUCACGGCAACUUGUUGGAUAUGGCUUCUUCGUGGACUCAAGAGGAAUGGGAGAAUAGACGUAGACUCGUUCAAUUCUGGAGGAGGCAGGAAGGUCCCGUUGUUCAUGCCACCUUCAGACCUAUCACACAGGCUGAGUAUAAUCAAGAUUCUGUUGUUAUCAGUUGCAUUUUUAGAGAAGACAAAAAUGAGUGCUUCGUCACUUCAGUUGAUGCUAUUUAUUUAUUAGAAGCGUUGGUCGGUAUAAGAUUUACUGUUGAAGAGAAAAACAGAAUCAGAAGGAAUCUUGAGGGAUUCAAACCAAUUACUGUAUCAAAGACCAAGGCUGAAUCUGAAGCUUUCUUCAAACUUAUCAUGAGCUUCCCUAAUCCGAAGCCAAGGAAUAUUGAAAAAGACGUCAAGGUAUUCCCAUGGUCCAUCUUAUCGGAGGCAUUGAAGAAGAUAAUCAGCAAAUAUUCAGCUGAUUAUAAUAACGAGCUUGGUGCUAUACAACAUCAACAAUUAGAAUCUCCAGCGUCACAGCAUUCACACAAUCAAUCAUUUGAUCAGAUGUCUCCAUCAAGUGCCAGACAAUUUGACUUUUCACAGUUUGUCAAGCCAGAAGAAGAGGAUGAUGAGAAUAGCUACAGUCAGCCACCUCACGCUGCGUAUCUCAACAGCUUAAGAGAGGAGCCAACGACGAGUCCCCCAAGCGUUCCAAACAUUCCACAGGGUGGUGUUGGAGGGAGCGUAGGCGAUCUAGGAGGCAUAGUAGGAAACAGUGGAGGCGUUGGUGCUGGACCGUCGUCUUGGGUGUACAAAUGA
Messenger RNA from Wallemia ichthyophaga EXF-994, 1587 nucleotides. RefSeq lists its product as uncharacterized. The record is from RefSeq and is a predicted model, not a curated record. The coding region runs from base 1 to 1587 and encodes 528 amino acids. Lineage: Eukaryota; Fungi; Basidiomycota; Wallemiomycetes; Wallemiales; Wallemiaceae. Gene Ontology annotation, cellular component: nucleus. The transcript has 2 exons.